This is a messenger RNA of Exophiala aquamarina CBS 119918, 1530 nucleotides long. RefSeq lists its product as uncharacterized. The record is from RefSeq and is a predicted model, not a curated record. Gene Ontology annotation, molecular function: phosphogluconate dehydrogenase (decarboxylating) activity; NADP binding. Gene Ontology annotation, biological process: pentose-phosphate shunt, oxidative branch; pentose-phosphate shunt. The coding region runs from base 1 to 1530 and encodes 509 amino acids. The transcript is spliced from 3 exons. Gene Ontology annotation, cellular component: cytosol. Lineage: Eukaryota; Fungi; Ascomycota; Eurotiomycetes; Chaetothyriales; Herpotrichiellaceae.
AUGGGGCAAAGCAAUGGAAUAUCUGUCAAGAAGAUUGGCAUGAUUGGCGUUGGAAAUAUGGGAGGCAUGAUGAGCCUCCUCUUUGCCGAACAUGGAGUUGAAGUGCACUUCUAUGAUCCAUCAGAGGAAAACACACACAAGUUAUUAGACCGUGCGAAAGAAGCCAAAAUCAAAGCCAAAAUUUUCCAUGAAAAAGACUACAAGGCCUUGUGUCGAUGCCUAGAUGUGCCGAAGAUCUUCGUCUUCAGUCUUCCUCAUGGUGAUAUAGGGGAUAAGACGGUUGAAGGUUUGCGGCCUUCUUUAGAACCAGGCGACAUCAUCAUGGAUGCAUCGAACGAGCACUGGUUAAACACCGAGAGGCGGCAGGGUCUGCUCGAACCGAGCGGAAUUCACUAUAUCGGCAUGGGCGUUUCUGGUGGUUAUCAGUCAGCGCGACACGGCCCGUCUAUUUCGCCUGGCGGCAGUAAGGAAGCGCUGAGCAAGAUCAUGCCAUUCCUCCAAAAAGUUGCCGCAAAGGACAAACACGGGCGGCCGUGUACCAUCAGUGUAGGCCCCGGUGGAAGUGGUCACUAUGUUAAAAUGGUGCACAAUGGUAUUGAGCAAGCCAUGAUGUCCACACUCUGCGAAAUCUGGACGAUUAUGCACAAAAACCUCAACAUGUCUUUUGAGGAGAUUGCCUCCGUGUGGGCGUCGUGGAACAAAUCUGGGUCCCUUCGUGACAAUUUCUUGAUAUCCAUUGGCGUUGACAUCUGCUGUACCAAGGAUCCCAACGACGCAUCUAAAUUUCUCCUUGCCAAUAUCCGGGACAAAGUCGUACAGGACACUGAUGAGACUGAAGGCACAGGAACUUGGACAUGCCAAGAAGCUUUUAGCCUUCACGUUUCUGCUCCGACCAUCGCUGCCGCCCAUCUGUUCCGCCUGCAGUCGGCCGAUGCCGCACGGCGUCUUAAUGUGUUCAAAUCCCUCCCCAAAGACUUUCAAAUCCAUCCUCUUGAGAUCACGAGCGUUUCACGUCACCAGCUUGUCGCCGACCUGCAUAAUGCGGCAUACUUUUCGUUCCUAGCGGCCUUCAUUCAGGGGCUGCACGUCAUCCUCCGAGCCUCGCAAAAAUAUUCAUGGCAAAUCGAUUUUGCAUCUCUUAUGCAACUUUGGCGUGGCGGUUGUAUUAUUCAAUCCGACGGCAUUACAGAACUGCUCGAAACGGCGUACCGUGACAACUUGCACGACACCAAAGACCUACUCGAGCAUCCCCUUGUUAUCGCCCAAUUAUGUAAGACAUCUGCCGCGAUCAAACGGGUGGUUCUCCAUUGUGGCGAGGCGAAUGCAUACAUCCCAUCAAUCAGCGCCUCUCUGGAAUACUUCAAAUACAGUAUAAGCACCCAGUUACCCACGCAGUUUAUGGAGGCCGAACUCGAUUAUUUUGGCGGCCAUAUGUUUGACCUCAAGAGCGAAAAUCCUGGCAAACCUGUCACAGGAAAGCAUCAUUUUGAGUGGGAGCCGGCAAGAGGCAUUUCUGAACAAAACUCUUAG